Messenger RNA from Jatropha curcas, 1453 nucleotides. Its product is annotated as alpha-galactosidase 1. The record is from RefSeq and is a predicted model, not a curated record. Gene Ontology annotation, cellular component: plant-type cell wall. Gene Ontology annotation, molecular function: hydrolase activity, hydrolyzing O-glycosyl compounds. Gene Ontology annotation, biological process: carbohydrate metabolic process. NCBI's taxonomy places the organism in Eukaryota, Viridiplantae, Streptophyta, Magnoliopsida, Malpighiales, Euphorbiaceae.
UACACUACAUAUAUUAUAUAUGAUAUGAUAUGAUAUUCCAUUCUAUUGGAGAGCCGCAUUGCAGAGACUGAGAUAGAUGAUGGGUAGACGCUGUGUUUUAUUCUGCUCGUUUCUCUUUUACUCUUCUUGCAUAGUUAUAGUUGCAUCUUCAAGGCACUUGGGAAAUGGACCCAGUAGCAGGAAAAUGCUGCUUGACAAUGGCCUUGCUCUCACUCCUCCAAUGGGCUGGAACAGUUGGAAUCAUUUCCACUGCCAGAUAAAUGAGAAGGUUGUCAGAGAAACAGCUGAUGCUUUAGUCUCAACCGGGCUGGCUCAGCUUGGCUAUGUGUACGUCAAUAUAGAUGAUUGCUGGGGUGAAUCAAAACGAGACUACCAGGGCAAUCUUGUGGCCAACAAGACCACAUUUCCCUCUGGAAUUCAAGCUCUAGCAGAUUAUGUUCAUAGCAAAGGUCUCAAGUUAGGAAUAUAUGCAGAUGCAGGGCUUAGAACCUGUACAGGAAAAGUGGCGGGGUCACUUGGGCAUGAAGAGCAAGACGCAAACACAUUUGCUUCAUGGGGGAUCGACUACUUGAAGUAUGAUAAUUGUUACAACAAUGAUGUGAAACCAACCGUUAGAUACAAAGCAAUGUCUAGCGCUCUAAAGAAGACAGGGCGCCCCAUCUUUUUCUCUCUGUGUGAAUGGGGGGACAUGCGUCCAGCUCUGUGGGGAGCAGAUGUUGGGAAUAGCUGGAGAACCACUGAUGAUAUUUCAGACUCAUGGGAGAAAAUGCUUAAGGCGGCUGACAUGAACGAAGUGUUUGCUGAAUAUGCUAAGCCUGGUGGUUGGAAUGACCCUGAUAUGCUAGAAGUGGGAAAUGGAGGAAUGAAGUAUAAUGAAUACGUGGUGCAUUUUAGCAUAUGGGCCGUCUCUAAGGCACCACUCCUUUUAGGAUGUGAUAUAAGAUCUGUGACCAAUGAGACUAUGCAGAUUAUCAGCAACAAGGAGGUAAUUGCUAUUAAUCAAGAUUCAUUGGGUGUUCAGGCAAGAAAAGUUAGAAUGGAAGGCGAGAGAGAUAUAUGGGCUGGACCGCUAUCUGGGGACAGAGUAGUAGUACUCUUUGUAAACAGAAAGCCGUGGAUAUCUUCUAUGACUGCUCAUUGGGAUGAUAUCGGUAUCAAUCCAGCUGGUGCACCAGUUGAAGCAAGAGAUGUAUGGGAGCAUCGGACUCUUCCAACUCCAUUUCAAGAGAAAUUAACAACAGAAGUGGAUCCUCAUGCAUGCAAGCUCUAUGUGCUGACCCCAAUCUCAUAGCGCAUAGCUUCCUUUUCUUUUUCUCUCUCUUUUUAGCUUCUUCGUUUUAUUGUUUUGAGUAUCUGUAAUUAUAUAAGCAUUGAGCAUUUAAUGUAUCCCCAUAUCAUCAACUUAAAGUUACAAUACAAAUGUGUAUUGAAUUUGACUUUAUCAUGACAGCAA